Molecule: messenger RNA, 2922 nt
Organism: Xiphias gladius (swordfish)
Lineage: Eukaryota; Metazoa; Chordata; Actinopteri; Istiophoriformes; Xiphiidae
Gene: upf3b
Product: UPF3B regulator of nonsense mediated mRNA decay
Exons: 10
Coding region: 174-1568 (464 amino acids)
Biological process (GO): positive regulation of translation; nuclear-transcribed mRNA catabolic process, nonsense-mediated decay
Cellular component (GO): cytoplasm; nucleolus
Molecular function (GO): mRNA binding
Source: RefSeq, a predicted model, not a curated record
CGCACCCUUCUGUGGUGACACUGAACUGCAGGCCCAACCGUCAGAGAGGAAGUUACAGUUAGUUCGUUUGCUACUAGCCGGCUAACUUGCUAAAAAAAAAAAAAGAAAAAAAAGUAAACAAGUCUGUGGGAUGAGAUUAAAAUUCAACCGCGGAACAAAGUAGCUUGUCAGCCAUGAAGGAAGACAAGGAAAACACUCGGCCGAAGGAUAAAAAAGUGGAAAUAAAGUGUGAAGAUGGAGAAAAGACGGAGAAGUCUAAGGAAAAGAAAGAGACCAUGACAAAGAUUGUGAUCAGACGAUUACCACCAAGUCUGACCAAGGAGGAGCUGGAGGAGCAGCUACAACCGCUGCCAGAACUGGACUACCUGGAGUUUUUCUCCAACGACACCAGCCUUUACCCUCACCUCUUCGCAAGGGCUUACAUCAAUUUCAAAAAUCAAGAGGAUAUAGUCCUCUUCAGAGAUCGGUUUGAUGGAUAUGUUUUCAUCGACAACAGAGGACAGGAGUAUCCUGCCAUUGUGGAGUUUGCACCCUUUCAAAAGACUGCCAAGAAGAGAAGUAAGAAAAAGGAUGCAAAAUGUGGAACAAUUACUGAAGAUCCCGAUUACAAGAAGUUCCUGGAAUAUUAUAACGGAGACGAAGAAAAGUUGACAUCAACACCUGAGACCCUGUUGGAAGAGAUUGAGGCAAAAUCAAAGGAACUUGUAGCUAAAAAAACAACUCCUCUGUUGGACUUCCUGAAAAAUAAACAGAGGCUCAGGGAGGAAAAGAAAGAAGAGAGAAAGAGGAGGGAGCUUGAACGCAAGCGUCUGCGGGAUGAGGAGCGUCGUAAGUGGAGGGAGGAGGAGAGAAGGAAGCGCAAGGAGGCCGAGAAAAUGAAGAGACUUGAGAAACCGCAGGAGAAAGACAAGGACCAAGUUAAAGAAGAACCCAAAAUUAAGCUCCUGAAGAAGCCAGACAGAAGUGAUGAUGCUGAUCCUGAAAAACCCAAGGAGAAGGCCAAGAAACCAGAGAAGCCAAGUAAAGAGGACCGAUCCAUGGGGACUGCUGAUCAUAAGAGGCGCCAUAACAUUGAAAAUAAGGAGGACCGAGGAAGGAAAGUGGAUGAUGACGGGCGGAAGGAGUUCAAGGAGCGUGAUGCAGAUCGAGACAGAGAGCGAGAACGGGAGAAGGAGCGGCGACAGAAAGAGAAGGAGCGCAUCAGGCGACAGGACGAAGAUCGGCGAAGAAGGAGAGAACGGCAGGAUGGAGAGAACUCAUGCAGGAAGCGGGAGGACGAGGUGAAAAAAGAAAAAGAGCGUGCCUUGGAGAAGAAAAAAGGUGAAUAUAUUGGAGACUCCACUCACUCCGACAGGCCGGAGAAGCCUGCCAAAGACAACAAGAAAGAGGAGGGUGGCAAAAGAGAGCGCCUACGAAAUAAGGAUCGGCCUGCUAUUCAGCUGUACCAGCCGGGGGCCAGAAGCCGCAAUCGAGCUGCAGGAGGAGGAGGAGGAGGAGCCGAAUCCAACUCUGCCGACAAGAAACCAGAUACCGAGACCAAAAAAGUUGCUGACAAAGGGGACGACUGAUCAAAUUUCUACUUAUGGCAUUUAAGUUUGGCGAGGAGAGGGUAGACAGGCAUGUGAGGCUCAGAGCAGCGAUGUGGUGCCUCACAGCGACGUGCACGGCAGAUGAAGCAGGGCCACAUCUGGCCCUCCCAGUCUCAGAGGCAGAGGUGUGAUGGUGGAGCCUUUUAGUGCCUGAAUGUGACCCUCUUUUAGUUUUAUUUGUUAGGAAAGGCACCAGUAACCUUUGGAAAGAGUUUGGCUAUAGGGCACAUUAGGUGAAGCCAUAACUUUCUUUGACGACGUGAACUCAAAGUGACCUUAUUUCAGUAUUGUUUCUCCGUUCAUCCACAUCUCACACUCUAGAUGAUACAAUAACUUCACAGGUGUUUAACUUCUCAAUAACUCAACCCAUCAACUUUGCCAAGCUCAACAAUAUUGUUUCUACACCGUCUUUGAAAGAGUUUUCUGUUGUAGCGUUGCCAUUUUCAGUUUGAAGUGCGCACACGGACAUUACUUCUUACUCUGCCCGGGGAGCGAGACAAUCCAAAUGUAUGUUCAGAACUGUAAUUAAAACGUUCCAUGGCCUGUAACUUUAAAAUAGUCUCACAGGCACAAUAUAUACUGACGUUCAAGAUUAAUUCAGCAACUGAGGAGAAAUAGCCAUUUCUGACUAGACUGCCGUGUGACAGCCAUGCCUGCAUGCAGACUACAAUCAGAGUGAUCAACCUGUGGCCUUCCCCCUUUUCUAAUCUGAAACUCCCCUGAAACAUAUAUCUGUUGCACUAAACUAAACAAAGCAUGAAAACUUAUCACUGCUGGGGACGCUAACACACAGUAGCCCCUUUUCACUGGAAAUAAAAGCGGUCUUUGUCAAAGCUUACGUGUCUUUUUUUGUCUAUUUUGUGGAGAGUUGCUCAGGCUUAAAACACAAGAAAACUCAGAGGUGGUGAGUUUUUACUUUCAAGUUAUUUGCAAUGUUGCAGCAGUUCAGUGUUGUUCAGCCCUUUCAUCAAUUAGAUGCUUUAGGCAAGCCUGAUUAACUGCUGGAUUUAAAUCUUUAGUCCAUGAUAUCUGUUCAGAUGAACAAAAUAUUUUUGAUUUUUUUUCAUUGUUAGCUGUUCAAUUAUAUUUUCUGCAAGUUGUAAUAGCAUACAGUCCUUUCUACAUACUUAAUCCUAGAAUGGACAACUGCUUAAGAGUAAACAUGAACUGUUCCAGAGCUUUGUGUCUUUUCCUCAUGAUUCUUAAUUGUCACUGAAUAGUUAUUUCCAGGAAACCUCCUACAAAAAUACAAACCUGUAAAAUAAGCUUUACACUAUGAUUUCCCAACAUAAAAGUCCUUCCAAGUUUGUCCUUCCAAGCUUUUUCUAUGAAU